AUGUUGUCACAGAUCUUGAGGCUGAUUGCCCGCGACCCCAUGCAGCCACAUCCCGAAGAACACCUCCACCUCCGCCUUCACAGGGCGCGAUCCGUGGUCCUGACUUCUCAGGAGCUUGUCGAGGUUCGCGCAGCACAGCGCACCUUUGAAGGUGCUUAUAUGCGCACUGCCCUGGGGCAAUUUUCUUUUGCUCUGGUCAUCAUCAAGAUUUUCACCGAGGAGUUUUAUGCCAUCGGUGCUCUAUUUGCUGCGUAUGGCGUGGCGGUGUUGCUUGUAGCCGCGUAUCGACGGUAUCAAGGGAACAGGCAAUUCUUCACUGCUGAGUCUUUUGAUGGUACCAUUCGAAGAAAGUUUAAGACGAGUGGUGAUACGGUUUUGCUCAUGACGGCGUUGAGUUUAGGGGCAUACAUCACCCUCUUCGUGUUGACCUGGCGUUUGGUUUCAUAA
This is a messenger RNA of Metarhizium brunneum ARSEF 3297, 447 nucleotides long. RefSeq lists its product as uncharacterized. The record is from RefSeq and is a predicted model, not a curated record. Lineage: Eukaryota; Fungi; Ascomycota; Sordariomycetes; Hypocreales; Clavicipitaceae.